UUCUACGCACAUCUUGUCUGAGCUGUAUCUCUUAUGUGAACAAGUUUGCCAAAUCACGGGCGCAGAAAAUGGCUUCCGAGAAGUUCCAGGCUGGCGAGGCCUAUGGAGAUCCACAAAAACAAUCAGAUGCUGACUUCUUCUCAGACCCGGUGAAGGUUGCGACAGAUCUGUUGAAAGACUACUCUGGCCUUCGUAGUCAGGCCUCCAUUCCAGAGAUCGUUGAACUGAUCAAGGAACUGAAAAAUCCGGGGCAGCCUCUAGACGACAAAAAAGGGACAACUGAGCUGUUGAUUGGGAUUCUCACUUCUCUGCCAUCUACAUCGGCUGCUCGAACCCACCUCACAAACAAACUCAUUGAUACACUCUGGGACAAUCUGCAACAUCCGCCUUUAAGCUACGUUGGGGGCGAUGUCAAGUAUGAAGUCGUAAGCCCCGAAACGUCGGUCAAUGUGCCGAAGCCAAAGCCCGCCGAUGUCAUCGAGUUCAAAGCUCCGGACAGCGAUAUAACUCUACGCGAGAUAGUUCCACAAGCCCCUGAUGGGCUCCAUCACUACCGUAUGCCUGACGGUAGUUUCAAUAACAUACUGCAGCCAAAUCUUGGCAAGGCCGGCACACCUUAUGCUAAGUCAGUGAGAAAUACCAAACGGCUUCAUGGUGUGAAGCCUGAUCCUGGACUGUUAUUUGAUCUCCUGAUGGCUCGCGAGGACGAUACGUUCAAAGAAAACCCAGCAGGUGUUUCAUCCAUGCUAUUUUAUCACGCAUCGAUCAUCAUUCAUGACAUCUUUCGGACUAGUCGAACAGACAUGAACAUAUCUGAUGUGUCAUCCUACUUAGACCUGGCACCUCUUUAUGGAUCUAGUCUUCGCGAUCAGUUGGAGAUACGAACUAUGAAGGAAGGUAAACUAAAGCCCGAUACUUUCCAUGAGAAACGUCUGCUUGGACAGCCUGCUGGAGUCAAUGUCAUGCUGGUCCUAUACAACCGCUUCCACAAUUAUGUUGUUGAUAUCUUGCUCAAGAUAAACGAGAACGGCCGCUUUACUCUGGCUUGUUCGGAGAACGCCAGCCCAGAAGACAGGGCCAAGGCAGUUGCGAAGCAAGAUCACGACCUCUUCAAUACAGCUCGUCUCAUUGUCGGUGGCCUAUACGUCAACAUCAGCUUACACGACUACUUGAGAGCCAUUACCAACACACACCACUCCAAGAGCGACUGGACAUUAGAUCCGCGUGUUGACAUCACUAAGCAAUACGACGGAGAAGGCGUCCCCCGGGGUGUAGGUAAUCAAGUCAGCGUCGAGUUCAACCUUCUGUAUCGGUUCCAUUCGUGCAUUUCUAAGAAGGAUGAGGGUUGGAUUAACAACUUUUUCCUGAAACUCUUCCCUGGUCGUAACCCAGAAGACCUUAAGAAUGUGAGCUGGACUGAGCUUGGCCAAGCCCUCCUCACUUUCGAGCAGAGCAUCCCCAAAGAUCCCAGUGUCCGCACAUUUGACGGGCUAGAGCGUCAAGCAGACGGCAAGUUCAAGGACGCGGAUCUGGCUCGCAUAAUGAAGGAAGCGAUGGACGAUCCCGCCGGCACAUUUGGCGCUCGCAUGAUCCCCAAGGCCCUCAAGAUCGUCGAGAUUCUCGGAAUCAAUCAGGGUCGCAAGUGGCAGGUUGCAUCCCUGAACGAGUUCCGGGAGUUCUUCGGACUCAAACGAUGGGAGAAGUUCAGCGACAUCAAUUCUGAUCCGCAGAUCGCGCGCAUUCUCGAGCAGCUGUACACUUCUCCAGAUAUGGUCGAACUCUACCCAGGCCUGAUGAUCGAGGACACCAAGCCAGUAAGGAAUACUGGCACUGGCAUCUGUCCUACCUAUACGCUAGGCAGAGCUGUGCUCUCUGACGCUGUCACCCUCGUGCGUUCAGAUAGAUUUAACACGAUUGAUUUCACCGUGUCAAAUUUGACCAGCUGGGGUUACAAUGAAGUCCAGCAAGACUACAAGACCAUGGGCGGAUCGAUGCUAUACAAGCUAAUACAGCGUGGUCUGCCGGGCUGGUUCCCGUAUAAUUCAGUUGCUGUCAUGCAGCCGAUGUAUACCAAGAAGGCUAAUGCUGCGAUUGCGAAAGAGAUCGGCACAUUGGCACAGUUCACAUUGGAUGAUCCCAAGCCGCCACCGACGCCCGUUAUUGUCACCACGAGCGCAGCCAUCAAAGAGGUGCUCAGCAACCCUAAGCAAUACGUUCUUCCAUGGGUCGCACCAUUGAACGCCUUGUUCCCAGGCAAGAAGAAUUUCGACUGGUUUAUGUUGGCUGGCGACACACAGAGUAAUUUCCAGGAGCGCUCGAACAUGUUGAAGGCCUUCAAGAAGGUUCCGAAUCUCCACAACGUCAUUCACGAAUUCGUAGAACGUGUUGGAGCAGAGCUUAUCCGAAAGGAGACGUUCACGCUCAAGGAGGGCCUCAACCAGAUCGACAUCAUCCGCGACAUCGCAAUUCCCUUGAACGCGCGACUGCUUUCCGACCUCUUCUACUUCGACUUGAAGAGCGAGGAGAACCCGGACGGCGUUCUCAGCGAGACCCAGUUCUAUACCCACCUUUUGAAUAUCCGCAUCUGGGGCGUGAAUAAUAAUGACCCGGCUCAGGCCUGGAAUCGCCGCAGGCGAGCUCAGGAGGGUGCCCAAGUCAUCACCGACACGACUCGCAAGCUUGUUGACGAGGUAGUACGCGGCCGAGGCCUCGGACUGGGCAUUGCCUCGGCCAUCUCUAACAACUUCUCGCGCAAAGCCUACCUAAAGAAAGGCUCGCUACGCUCUUGCGGAUACCAGAUCAUCGAUGAGUUGCUGGCCCAGGGUAACUCUGCCGAGCGCGUCACAGACAACCUUUGGCUGACUGCCUUUGGCGGUAUUGGCGCCCCCGUCACCACGGUUAGCUCCUCCCCCAAUCAGGAAGGUUUUAGGAUGCUAAUCUCCCAACUAGUUUUAUGAAGUGCUAGAGUUCUUCCUUCGCCCCGAAAAUGCCAAGAUCUGGGCUGAGGUUCAGUCUCUUGCACUCAAGGGCGACGAUGCCGGUAUUCACGAUUACGUGACGGAAGCUCAGCGCCUCACGAGCUCACAGCGCAAUAUGCGCGUUGCAGUCGCGCCAGGACAGCUGGAGGGCAAACAGGUGCAGCCGGGUAACGCUAUCGUCAUGUUGCUUGUGAGUUUUUCCGCCCUCGUGAUUCCCUUUUCAAAAAACGCUAACCUGCUUCUAGGGUGAGGCCGGUCGAAACAAGAC
Messenger RNA from Xylaria bambusicola, 3246 nucleotides. Its product is annotated as heme peroxidase. Gene Ontology annotation, biological process: response to oxidative stress. The transcript is spliced from 4 exons. The coding region runs from base 69 to 2957 and encodes 962 amino acids. NCBI's taxonomy places the organism in Eukaryota, Fungi, Ascomycota, Sordariomycetes, Xylariales, Xylariaceae. Gene Ontology annotation, molecular function: peroxidase activity; oxidoreductase activity, acting on paired donors, with incorporation or reduction of molecular oxygen; iron ion binding. The record is from RefSeq and is a predicted model, not a curated record.